Funneliformis mosseae is the source of this 243-nucleotide messenger RNA. Lineage: Eukaryota; Fungi; Glomeromycota; Glomeromycetes; Glomerales; Glomeraceae. The record is from the annotation of a GenBank genome assembly.
AUGGUUUUAAAAAACAAUGUAGAAAAAUCCUUAAAAGACUUGGAAACGAGAAUUAAGGAAUUAGAGCAAAGUAACGAAGGGUUACGUUCACAAGUCAAAUAUUUAGAAGAAAAGAUUGGAAAGCGAGAAGAAGAAACAAAGGCCAAUAUUAAAAAUUUGGAAGAAAAAGUUAGAGAACUAGAAGAAUUGUCCAAAGAAAAGCAAAAAUUGGAAUCGAUUAAAGAAUAUAUUUCUAUCUUGUAA